UGGGCCAGACAAACCUAUAAAUACAACUUAAUUCUCGGGUUGAAUUUGAAGGCGCGAAAUGGCAGCAAAAUCAAAGAGAAGAAAGCUCGAUGAUUCUGCACACUUCACCAGGACUGCAUCUGCAUCAGCUGGAAAGCAAGAAACAUAUGCACCACCACCAAGGAGACCAAAGACUGAUGUGGUUCAGAAUAGGGGACUCAAUCCAGAAAGUAGAGGAGAAAUGGCAGCUGAAUCAAAGAGGAGAAAAGUUGAUGAUCCUGCACCCUUCAGCAGGACCGCAUCUUCAUCAGCUGGAAAGCAAGAAACAUUUGCACCACCACCAAGGAGACCAAUGACUAAUGCGGUUCAGAAUAGGGGACUCGAUCCAAAAAUCCAACAGGCGAGAGAUUAUGCAGUUGCGCAGGCACAACAGGACGGUUGCAUGGCAAACUUCAAAAUCAUCGAUUCUCCAUUUGGAAAUUUUCUUCUUCCGGUGAUUCCAACACGUGCAGAACUCAACAGAUAAUAUUCUCCUUUCUAAUUGGUCAAAAACCCGUGUUUAGAUUGCAUCUUAAGACACUUGAAUCAAUUUUGUUUUAAAGUUUGAUGUCACCGGUGUUGAUUGUAGUCAAUUUUUUUGGUGCUA
Molecule: messenger RNA, 625 nt
Organism: Daucus carota subsp. sativus
Lineage: Eukaryota; Viridiplantae; Streptophyta; Magnoliopsida; Apiales; Apiaceae
Exons: 5
Coding region: 59-505 (148 amino acids)
Source: RefSeq, a predicted model, not a curated record